Panicum virgatum (switchgrass) is the source of this 4213-nucleotide messenger RNA. RefSeq names its product xylanase inhibitor protein 2-like. Lineage: Eukaryota; Viridiplantae; Streptophyta; Magnoliopsida; Poales; Poaceae. Gene Ontology annotation, molecular function: chitinase activity; protein dimerization activity. The transcript has 4 exons. The record is from RefSeq and is a predicted model, not a curated record. Gene Ontology annotation, cellular component: extracellular region. The coding region runs from base 3057 to 3971 and encodes 304 amino acids. Gene Ontology annotation, biological process: carbohydrate metabolic process.
CUCUAAUUAUAUGAUAACUUGAUAAGUAAUACUUAUUUCAAAGCAAUAAUUAUUGUUCUUUUUUACAGUAUGGCUGAUUAGUCUAUGACACGCUCACACGCAUGGCCGUACCUGUUCCCAUUUUAGAUCAUCUCCCGACUCUAGUUGCAUGUAUCUUUCUGAGAUUAUGAAUUUUUCUGUAGAGUCUAAAGUAUAUAACUAUAAAGGCACAGAAAAUUAUCAUGAACUACAAUGCAGAUGAACCUAAGUCCAUUUACUACUUCAUAGCUGCUAGUCAAUUACAUAUCUUGGGUGAUUGUGGCAGAGAAAACACUUGCAUUCAAAAUGCUAAUGUCCAUCAGAUAAUUACAAUAUCCUCACAUUCUUCAUCUGAUCUGCUGCAAGCUACACAUGAUUAAAAUGGGCAUUGUUCAUUCAUGCACAAUAUAAGGUAGGCUGAUCUGUGAAUAGAUGUUUCAAAAUCCUCAAAAAAGUAUUUUAAGGUUAAAUCUUGCAUUUCUGUUCAACCUUCUAGUUUGACUUAGUUUGCUUCUUCACUAUAGUUUUUUUUUUCUAGUUCCUCUGCUGCUUGCUUAUUUUCCAUGUCAUAUGGAGUUGGCCAGUAAAGGGCCACAACUUGAAUGAAACUUAUGAUCUAAGAGGUAGAGAGAUGCAAAAUGUAUGCUAGUAGCUACUGUAGCCUCAUAAGUAAAGCAGGAUCAUUUGGUCCCAUAGGCUUGUCAUUUUCAACUGCACGCAUAUAAAAGCGAGACUAGUCAACAAUUUAAGUUGUGUGUUUGAUUUUUCUUCCUGGUUUUUUAACCCUUUUAUCUCUUUUUUUAAGCAAAGCAAUCCUUUUAUCUGAACUCACAACAAAAUUUGAAAGGGAAAGUUCCCUGCAUACUCCCUCCGUUCUUUUUUAUAUGACACCAUUGACUUUUUUCUUCAACUUUGACCAACAUUAUUUAAUUAAUCAGUUAGUUAAAUGAAAUGAAAUGAGUACCUUUACGUCUAUUAUCAAGAGUCUCUUGAAUCUAACUUGAAGAUUUGGCUAUUUGCAUAAAUAUUUGUAGAAAAGACGAAUAGUCAAACGAAGAAAAAAAAGUCAAUGGUGUCAUAUAUUUAAGAACGGAGGGAGUACAAAGCAUAACUCACAUGUAUACUGAAGCGAGCAGAAGAAACCAUGUAGGAGUAAAAAGACUGUAGGACAAGAGCUGUGCAGAUGGGUUCCUGCACUUUAACCCGUGGUCUCUUGAUCAAAGAUCUCAGGAAAAGACUCCAAAGAAAACUCAUAAGGCUGAACGAGAGAAGCUCAAGCGUGAUCAGUUGAAUGAGCUUUUUCUUGAGCUCGGCAGUAUGCUAGCACUUCAGCCUGUUCGGCUGGGCAUAAGUGGCUGGGCUGGAGCUGCCAGCCAACCAGCUCCAGCCAGAACCGCCCUGCCGCCCUGCCUGUCUCUCGCCGCCCGCCCACGGCUGCCGUCGCUGCUGCCGCCCACCGCUGUAGUGCCUGCGGCCCUGCCUGUCCCUCACCGUCCGCCCACAGCUGCAGUCACUGCUUCCAUUCCAUCAGCCGGCUCCAGCAGCAGCUCAAGCACAGCCACUUAUGCCCAGCCGAACAAGCGCUCAGAAAAUUGUUGCUGAUGUACCAUGCAGUCGUCUAUUCUGAUGGGAGUGCCAUCUGCUCAACGGCAUACUUAUGAUGCUAUCUGCUUUGCAUCAUGCGCCAUAAAAUAUUAUUGCAUAAUCAUUAUCGUGUCGUCCUGUUGUUUGCAGAACAUUGCCUUAGUUUUACAGUUUUGUACGUUAGGGUUGUUGGUUUGGCUAUAAAUAACUAAGGCACUGAUCAACACAGUUCUGCUAUUACAGAUCUUGAUCGACAAAAUACAGGAAAAGCUACAGUAGUAGGUGAUGCUGCGCGAGUACUGCGAGAUCUGGUCACUCAAGUAGAAUCUCUCAGAAAGGAACAAUCUGCUCUCCUAUCGGAACGUCAAUAUGUCAGUUCAGAGAAGACCGAGCUGCAAGAGGAGAACGCUACACUCAAAUCCCAAAUAUCAGAACUAGCAAACAAGCUCUGUGUAAGGAUGGGGAAUAGCAGCCUUGGGAUGUCACAUCGAGUGGCGAACACGAGAAGUCCUGAUCUGGCGACUCACCCCAUGCCACAUCAGAUGUGGAGCAACAUUCCUAAUAUAAUCUCGGUGGACAUAACACGCCAAAUGAAUACAGUAUCACCGCUGCACAGUCAACAUCACUCUGCCAAUGAUGCUGAAGUUUAUGCACCGCGGCCUCAGGAGUUGCAGCUCUUUCCAGGGGCGUCGUCGUCACCAGAGCGUGAAGGUUCCCAUCUCAGAAGUGCAGGAGCCACGUCUCCAAGCCUGAUCGAUUCUUUGCCAAGUCAGCUUUGCUUGAGCCUUACACAAUCAUCUCAAGAUGAACGCACCAGUGAUGUAUUGGUUGACAGAAAAGAACGACGAAACAGUUAGCAGAUUGCUGAUAGAGUGAUAGAUGUUGGAAUCAGUAUUUGGUGGUAGUGAGAUUGUCCUGUAAGGCUGUAAAUACCGAGAAUCCCUUACUGAUUCAGAAAUCAUGUUAUAGAUGCCCUGUACUAUUCUACAAACUCCCUAUGCUCGCCUUUAGUUCUGAUGCUGAUCAUCAAACUGAUUCAGACUUAAUGUUAAUAGUUACUAUGCACUCAAUUGUGGGUGUGGCUGAUGCUUCUUCUGCAAAUUUCCAGUCAUUUUUUCCUACACUUCUGAUACAUGCGGAUCAAACUUGCAUUCCUUUUUUUUAGCACGUACUUGGUGGGGGCGUGAAGCAACGGGGCCCUUCCAAAGUUCCACCCAACCUUUCUGCAUGUUUCGUUGUCGGCUCCAGCGGCGGUGGUCAACGUCAACCUCGCCGGCCGGCUACCUGGCAAAGCCGCCAUGGUCACCGUUGUUGACCGCCAUGGUCAGCAUGUGCAAGCUCGUCUAGCGCUGUCCUCCACUCUCUCAGUGGGAUGCUUCUGCUGUCGUGUGGCUUAAAUACAGGUGCUCCGCGCUUCCAUCUCGAUCGCAUCAGGCACCACCACAGUCACCACAAUGGCGGCGUUCCGGCGGCUUCCGUGCAGGCUCCUCCUCGCUCUCCUCUUCUCCGUGCUGGCGGUGGGGUCGUCGCUCGCCGCCACGGGCCCCGGCGACAUCGCCGUGUUCUGGGGCCGGAACAAGGACGAGGGCACGCUGCGCGAGGCCUGCGACACGGGCGCCUACACCGCCGUCCUCAUCUCCUUCCUCACCGGCUUCGGCGGCGGCGGCGCCAACACCUCCUACUCGCUCGACCUCUCGGGCCACCCGCUCGCCGGCGUCGGCGCCGACAUCAAGCACUGCCAGUCCAAGGGCAUCCUCGUGCUGCUCUCCAUCGGCGGGCCGGCCGCAGCCGGCAACAACGCCAGCCACUCCCUCCCCACGCAGCGGUCCGCCGCGGAGCUCGCCGCCCACCUCUGGGACGCCUACCUCGGUGGCGCCCGCCCCGGCGUGCCCCGCCCGUUCGGCGACGCGGCGCUCGACGGCGUCGACUUUUACAUCGACGACCAGCAGGGCGCCGGCCACUACGACGAGCUCGCCAGGCGCCUGAGCGCCCGCGGCCGGAGCUACCGCGGCCGGCCCGGCGGCGUGACGCUGACGGCGACGGUGCGGUGCGCGUACCCGGACCCCGGCCUCGCGGCGGCGCUCGCGACGGGGCUCUUCGCCCGCGUCCACGUCCGGCUCUACGGCGGCGACCUGCGGUGCGAGUGGGGGCAGUUCGACUCGUGGAACAAGUGGGCGGCGGCGUACCCCGGCAGCCGGGUGUUCGUCGGCGUGGUGGCGUCGCCGGAGGCGGACCAGGACGCGUACCUGUUCCAGAAGGACCUCUACUACGGCAUCCUGCAGUUCGCCGAGAAGGUGCCCAACUACGGCGGCCUCAUGAUCUGGGACAGGUACUACGACAAGAUCAACCACUACAUCAGCAGCAGCUAAUUAAACCUCAAUUCCGAUUUCCGACCAUGUCCACUCAGCUAAACUUCAGCUCAAUCUCUUCUAGUAAUGAUCACUCAACAAGUGUGUUAUGCACAAAAUAAAAUGGAGGAAGAAGAAUAAACUGUUAUGGAACAGGGCGUGUAUAUCAUGCAUGUGUUCAAUGUUUCUUGUGACUUUAUUUCUAUGGAAACUUCAAUCCGGGUCAUCGGAUCAACAUCCAAGGGGCAUGGGAGAUUGAGUAA